GACUUCAAGCAUCCCUCUUGGACCUAUUGGCGGGACGACCUCGUCGAGCAGCACCACGACGACUACUAGCCUCCCUCUUGGCCCUAUUGGCGGAACGACCUCGUCGAGCAGCACCACGACAACUUCUAGCAUUCCUCUUGGCCCCGUUGGCGGAACGACAUCGAGCAGCUCAAGUGCAACACCACCGGCUGGAACCACCAGUUCGUAUAGCCAUCCAUUCGGCCACAGCUCCUCGACCACUUCCUCGCUCUAUGUCAGCCCUGCAACGACCUCUAGCUCAUCUGCAGCCUAUACGAGUGGCUGGCAGUGGGGAGACUGGACUUCCACCUCUAGUAGCCCCGUUGCUGGUGUGACGACAAAAGCCUCGACCACAAACGAUCCUGGAAACUGGGAAGACUGGGCGCCAACGACCAGCACAACCUCUAGCGCAGCUGGCGAGUACACAGUUACCGUGUGGACUACCGAAUACACUGACAUCGGGCCCAAUGGCUUCACCAAGCAUCCGUUCCACUGGACCACCUCGGUUCCGGUGGCAGCAGCCACGACGACUGGGCCGUUCGUAUGGCCUACUCAAGCCAAUGGAUGCCCGCGGGGAUUCCACACCACUGUGACCGUCUGCUCCGUGUGCGCUCCGACUCUGACGACGGUGACUUUGACAGUCCCCGUCCCCACGGCCACCGAUGUCAUGACUCAGACUGUCGUGCCCGUCCGGCCCACUGGAGCUGCCGCAGCGUCCUUGCACCCGUCCGGCACGGCUGAGACUUCAGUCGCUGCUGCUUCCGCCUCCCCAUCCUGGACCAACUCGCAGCCGGCUGGAACCCUUACCUCCGUUGCGGCGGCAUCGACCUCAGCAGGAAGUAACAGCGGAUGGCUCGCACCGUCUCCUUCGUCUGGUGCCUCGGCGUCCUCCACUCCGGUCGCCCCCAUCAAUGUGACGCCCUUCACGGGCGCCGCGGCUCCUCAGAGCCAACUCCCGGGCACCGUGUUGAGCGUGGUGAUCUGUGCCGCUGUUGCGGUGAGCGGACUGUUCUUGUAAAGCGUGCAUUUGUAAUGGAUGGCUGGAAUUUGGGCGCAGGCCAAUGCUGAGUUGGCUGGCGAUGUGAGCAUAAGCGAAAAGGGACAAAUGUGACGAACGAACCCAUCUUGAAAUCUAUCUACUACAACAUAUACGCCCACCUUCGGCAUGGCAAGCAGGCACAGGCAUGUUUUGGAUCUUUUCGAAAGUCUUUGUUGGUGAUCCUUUUUCAAGCGAUUCUCUUCGUAUAUGUGGAUAUGAAGAGAUACAACACAGUUAGUCCCGGUAUAUAGCUGCAAUCAAUCGAUCAAUGCCGCUGCAAACAGUCAUAGGAAUGGAUAUCAGUUGAUUGCUCGGCAUCCGAAGUGCCCCUGAGGUUGGUCUGAUGUAUCCAACCGCGAAGUCGACGUGCACGCCGCGUAUCAAACUCCAUCAACAGAGCAUCUCAAUAGAAUUCAUC
Molecule: messenger RNA, 1475 nt
Organism: Cladophialophora immunda
Lineage: Eukaryota; Fungi; Ascomycota; Eurotiomycetes; Chaetothyriales; Herpotrichiellaceae
Exons: 1
Coding region: 686-1036 (116 amino acids)
Source: RefSeq, a predicted model, not a curated record